Toxoplasma gondii ME49 is the source of this 3626-nucleotide messenger RNA. RefSeq names its product DEAD/DEAH box RNA helicase family protein. The transcript has 15 exons. Bases 632 to 3520 code for a protein of 962 amino acids. The record is from RefSeq and is a predicted model, not a curated record. NCBI's taxonomy places the organism in Eukaryota, Apicomplexa, Conoidasida, Eucoccidiorida, Sarcocystidae. Gene Ontology annotation, molecular function: ATP binding; nucleic acid binding; RNA helicase activity.
AUUCGACGUCAGGUCGCGGAGGAAGAAGGAGGACUUUCGAUCUGGCGGUGAACUUCCAACUGACUUUUUUAGUCAGUCGUCGAGUCCCCUCUCUGUGGGGCCAAGGGCGGCGAAGUUGGCAUUUUGUUUUCCAUUUACGCGUACGUAAACGUCUGCCUAUGCUUCUCUGAUUCUAGGCACUCUUACGCGUAAGCAAAAAUCCUGAAUGCUCUCCAUAAGCCGAGGUGAGGUAGAAAAGCGGUUGUCUUGGCCCUGAGCCUUCCGCGUUCCCGUUGCCAGACGUCUUGAUUCUGCGGCAAGGCGCCAUUUUUUGUUCGCCUUCUCUCUGUGGUUGAACUUAUUCGUUUUCAUCGAUCAUUGCUUCUUCCUUCUCUGUCAUGACGGCUACUCAUUCUUUGGUCUAGAACUGCAGUCCUAGAACGCAGCCGUCGCGGCUCUCAUCAUCUCCUUAACCGCUGUUUUUCGGCUCACGCCCCCUCGGUAUUUUUAGCUCUUCUUCAUACCUCUACAUAUAUUACUAGGUUUUUCUCUCCUGUUUCGAUAUUCAAUCUGCGACACAAAGCCAUCGACCGGCGCUUCUCGUCUGAGAACACACGCUUUCCUGUUUACAUCGACUUCUCCCGACAGCACUAUGGGAAGCAGAGGCACCCUCUCUUAUCAAAGCGGGGCGGGGGGUCGAGACAAGAGGAAACGGGAAGAGCGCUUGGAGCUGAGCAGAAAGAAAAAGGCAAAAAAGCGGCAAGAGGAGUACGCCGCAGCAAGGCGACAUGACUCUCAGAACCGGCAUGGCAAGCCCGGGAGUGCGCCGUCUUCCAAACGCUCUGGAAAAACCAACAGAGGUCGCCUGUGCGACACUGAAGAUUCCUCAGAAGAAAACGCAGAAUCAGACGAAGAGGUAGAGGAAGAAGAGGAAGAGGAGGAAGUAGAAGAAGAGGAAGAAGAGGAAGAAGAAGAGGAAGAAGGAGAGGACGACGAAGAGGACGAAGAUGUGGAGGGAGAAGAGGAAGUCGACGAGGAUGAAGAUGUAGAACUGAGUGAUGGGUGUUUAGACGUAAGUUUCGGCGAGGAGGAGUCAGAUGAAGACGCAGCCGACUCCGACGCAGACGACGGAGAAGCGGGGAGCACGCACCAGGGGGACAGAGAGCCGCUCUCUGCGACGCAGACGAAGAAGCAGGGUGGCGACGAGGACCUCGAGGUGGACUCUGGAAACCAGAUGGAAAAGGAUCAAAAGACCAAAGGCCCUCCCGGUCAUAAAAAACAGUGCGCGUAUGUGAAGCACAACGCACUUCUUCAUACGCAGACAGCCUGGGGAGAUCUCCCUUUGAGUCGACCGCUUCUCAGAGCUAUUCAAGAUCUCGAGUAUGCUCACCCGACGCACAUUCAAGCGGCGUGUCUCCGUCCGGCUCUGGAGGGCCGCGAUCUGCUCGCCAACGCACAAACAGGUUCGGGCAAGACCGCAGCAUUCCUUCUCCCUACACUGGAGCGACUGCUGCACAGUCCUGGAGUUCGCAGUCGCAAGAUGACAGCGAAUGGACCGACGGGAGGGCUGCGAGGCACGAAGGCUCUUGUGCUGCUUCCGACUCGUGAGCUGGCGAUGCAGUGCGUUCAGAUGCUUCAGUGUCUCUCCAAAUACACUCCCAUUACCCACGCGCUGGCAUGUGGAGGAAUGACUUUGAAGGCACACGAAAGCGCUUUGCGGCACCAGCCGGACAUUGUCGUGGCAACUCCUGGGCGCAUUCUCGAUUUACUGCUUAACUCACCAACGGUUCACCUGGAACUGCUCGAGAUUAUUGUCCUCGAUGAGGCCGAUCGGCUCCUCGAACUUGGCUUCCGCGAGGAGAUUCUCGCCAUUCUCCGUCACUGCCAUCGCGCCCGUCAGACUCUCCUCUUUUCUGCCACUCUGACGCCCUCUAUUGCUUCUCUCGCCUCCCUCGCUUUGAAUCGUCCCCUGCACAUUUCGGCAGAGGCCACGGUCACGGACAGCACCGCGGGUCGGGAGAAGAGCGGAUUCACUGUGACGUCUUUGCAGGCUGCAACUGCGGCACUGAAGACAGUUUCGUCGACACUAGAGCAGCAAUUUGUCAUGCUCCAAAGAGAGGAACACCGUGCUCCCGCUCUUCUCCACCUGUGCACCACUGCCUACACCAAAAAUGUCAUUGUUUUCUUCCAGACCAAGAAGCUCGCGCACCAGACGAGUCUUCUGUUCAAGUUCAUGGGCUUGAAGUAUGCAGAACUUCAUGGCAACCUGACACAGCAGAUGCGUGUAGAGGCCCUUGAGAGGUUCCAUGCCGGAGAAGCGGAUUUCCUUCUGGCUAGCGAGUUGGCGUCUCGAGGCUUGGAUAUCGCAGGCGUGGAAGCGGUCAUCAACUUCAACGUUCCAGCCGAUAUUGACCGAUACAUCCACAGCGUAGGACGGACGGCGCGUAUGGGUAGGAGCGGUGUGGCUGUGACGAUCUACCAUCGGGAUGGCACAGAGCGUCUGCAGGUGAAGAAGCUUUUGCAUGCGCUGCGUAGUGGCCUGAACCAGCCGGGCGAGAAAGCCGGCAAGGGCAAGAAGGGGAAAGGAGACAAGGCGCAAGAUGGCAGCUUGGCCAGUGGACCUCGCGUGUUUCAAAGGAGAAUCGACGCGGACAAACUCGAGAUGCUCGAGAAAAAGGUCAAGUCGCUGCAAGGAGACAUCGUCCGCGAGCUGAAGCGAGAGAAACUGGAGCGAGAAGUGCGUCUUGCUGAGCUCCAUUUACAGAAGGCAGAGAACCUACAAACGCAUGCAGAUGAGAUAUACUCAAGGCCUAUGCGACAAUGGUUCAUGACAGCCAAAGAGAAGCAGCGAUUGAAGGACGAGUCUAAAGCUCUCGUAGGAAAGGACGCAGAAGAACGAGAUGCACUUGAAAGGGCUCGUGCCUCCUCUAGUGAUGAACGCAACGGCAGAGCACCCCUCAGUGAAGAUGAAGCGGAAGAAGACAGCGAGACUGAGGCAGACAACGCCGAUCAAAUGGACAGCGACGACGAAGAGGAUGUGGCAGAUGAAUCCAACUCAGACGACGGGGAACUACCCGAGUGGAUCACGGCGUGCAGCGACGACAGCCAGAGUGUGGAAGACGAGAUUGAAGAGCCUCCUCCAAAAAAGAAGGCGAAGGCCGUAACAGUGAAGGAAUUCAAGGCCACCAAGCCGAAAGCGCAACCCAUCGGAGGAAACAAGGAAAAGAAGAAGCAGGAGAGACUGACACCCAAGCAACGCGAGAGGAUGAAGGAACUUCAAUUCAUGAAGGCUGCAGCUCGUUCCGCGAAGAGAAGUCAAAUGCCCAAGCGGCUGCGCGUGACCCACACUUCUCCAAAUGACGUCCACAACAACUCAAGGCGGCCAAAGAACCAAAAGAAACGGAAACUAAAGGCUAGUGGCUGGCGCGCAGAAGAACCGAAGAAACCACAGGGCGGCAAAAACGAAAAUAAGAAGCAAAGAAAUGUCAAAACGAUGGGCAAAAAAGCCUUUAAAUCGAAGGGCCGGUAUAAACGCCGAUAAGUCUGAAGACUUAGAACGCCACAAAGAGUUGCGAUAAUCUUUGUGCAAAAAAACGUAUACCGCAAGUGACGGCGCUCGUUUUUCUGCUGGUGGUUUUCAGCCGGAU